AAUGUGAGCAUGAAAAAUAGGGAGGGCGGUGCUUCUGAUAAGCAAUUGUAUGGUGAGAUGCAGUCGGAUGAAUUACACAGCGGUUUGCAGUUUGGGAAUACAAAGGAGCGGAAAUUCGAGAUGUUGAAGGUUCUGUGUCUGUCUGUCCUGGCUCUGGCCUCGGCACUCCAAUGCCCUGAUGGAGGGACGUGCGCUGAUGACAAUACCUGCUGCAAGACCCCGAGUGGUGGAUACGGCUGCUGCCCUCUCCCGAAUGCUGUUUGCUGCUCAGACCACUUGCACUGCUGUUUUGAAGGCACGAUCUGUGACCUUGUCCAUUCAAAAUGCCUCAAUGGAACUGCUGCUUUACCCUGGCUGGAGAAAGUUCCAGUGUCCAGGCCAGAGCAUCCCCAGGUAAAUGGAAAGGGUGUCCGUUCUUCCCCCAUGGUUCAGGCAGGCUCUCUGAAUGGCAUUUCUGAGACUGUAUGCCCAGACAGCUCUCCAUGCCCCUCUGAAUACGCCUGCCUGCUCACCCCCACUGGAGUGUAUGGCUGUUGCCCCCUUCCUCGGGGGCUGUCAUGUGCUGAUGGGAAACACUGUUGUCCAGAGGGCUAUGAAUGCAGCGAUGAUGGAAGCGCUUGCAAUCGACAUGCAGGGGUCUCGAUUGUUAGCGCAGUGAUUUGUCCGGAUGAGGAAUCGGAGUGUCCUGAUGAGACGACCUGCUGUCAGCUGCCAGAUGGGUCCUGGGGCUGCUGUCCAAUGGUGAAGGCUGUGUGCUGUGAUGAUAAAGUGCACUGCUGUCCUGAGGGCACCAGGUGUGACAUUGCCCACUCCAAGUGUGUGUCGCAUGAGAGAGAGACCCCCAUGUGGGGCAAACUGCCUGCAAGAAAGAGGGCGGACUGGGAGAACGAUAAAGUGACGAAGGCAGAAUCUGUUGCUUGUCCAGAUGGGAAGAGCCAGUGCCCAGAUGGUACCACCUGCUGUCGAAUGCCAAGUGGCCAGUACGGCUGCUGCCCAAUACCCAAUGCUGUAUGCUGUACAGACCAUGAACACUGCUGUCCUGCCGCCAGCACAUGUGACCUGAAACAUGACACGUGUACGUCUGCAAACGGAAAAACCCCGCUGCUUAAAAAGUUCCCCGCAAUCGUAAGAGAUGCCAGUGGUGUGCAGUGCGAUGACACAAGUGCGUGUGCUGAUGGCUCUACCUGCUGCAUGACGCGUGAUGGAGGCUGGGCCUGCUGUCCUUUACCGAAGGCUGAGUGCUGCAAUGACUCAAUCCACUGCUGCCCCAAUGGCUACACCUGUAACGUACCAGCAGCUUCUUGUCAAAAGGGGGCGCUGUCUUUUUCUUGGGUCUCGAGGAUUCCAGUAAUGAAGGCGAGCAGAACAGGAGAGGGAGACGUCAAGUGUGAUGACAUCACAUCCUGUACCGACGGCACUACUUGCUGCAGGAACGAGGACUGGGGCUGGGGGUGCUGCCCCUACCCCAAGGCUGUUUGCUGUGGUGACCACGAGCAUUGCUGUCCAGAGGGCACCACCUGUGACCUUGCCGCUGGCACCUGUAACCAGGGUGGAUUCUCUGUGCCAUGGCUGGAGAAGAUUCCUGUCCACACAAGCGAGCCCAACGAAGAGAAGUGUGACGACCAGACCAGCUGCCCCGAUGGGAGCACUUGCUGUAAACUGAGCACUGGAGACUGGGUCUGCUGUCCACUGCCACGCGCUGUGUGCUGUGCAGACCGCGAACACUGCUGCCCCGAGGGAACCACGUGUGAUACCGAACACAAGAAGUGUGUGUCUGCAGAGGGGGAAACCACGAUGAGCAAGAAGUUUCCAGCUGUGAGGAAAAACUCCAACACUAAAGCAGGUGAUGUGGAGUGUGACGACAGAACCGCAUGUCCUGAUGGGACUACCUGCUGCAAGACUGCCAGUGGAAGCUGGACCUGCUGUCCUUUACUUAAGGCUGUUUGCUGUGGUGACCACAAGCAUUGCUGUCCAGAGGGCACCGUCUGUGACCUUGCCGCUGGCACCUGUGACCAGGGUGGAUUCUCUGUGCCCUGGCUAGAGAAGAUUCCUGUCCGCACAAGCGAGCCCAACGAAGAGAAGUGUGACGACCAGACCAGCUGCCCCGAUGGGAGCACCUGCUGUAAACUGAGUACUGGAGACUGGGCCUGCUGUCCACUGCCACGUGCUGUAUGCUGCGAUGAUCACGAACACUGUUGCCCUAAAGGGUACGAGUGUGAUGUUGAACAGCAGACCUGUGUCAAGCAAGGCCUAAGCAUCCCCUGGGUGACAAAGAGACCCCCGAUGAAGCUGCUGUCUGCAGCCGGAGCCCAUGCAGACAAGAACAUGUGUGACGAGCAUACCUGCCCUAAGGAAAUGACAUGCUGCGAGAUGGGAACAGGGAAGUGGGGCUGCUGCCCUCUACCGGACGCUGUGUGUUGCCAGGAUGGAUCUCACUGCUGCCCCUCGGGCUACACCUGUGACGUCACACAAAGAUACUGUCAGAAAGGGGGCCACACGGUGCCUUGGUUCAGUAAGGUAGCUGCUUUUCAGAACCCCCUGUCUCUCUUGGAUGUGAAGUGUGACCCACAGAUGAGCUGCGCUGCUGGAUCAACCUGCUGCAAACUGCCCACUGGCAAGUGGGGCUGCUGCCCACUGAUCAAGGCAGUGUGCUGUGAAGACCAGGAGCACUGCUGUCCCCAGGGUUACCAGUGCAACAUGAAGACCAGCACCUGUGAAAGACAGAGCCCGGUCCUCCCCUGGGUCUUUCAGAAAGCUCCUCUCUACAGCCUGUCUGCUGCCACUCCUGACUCCAGGGGCAAUGACAAGUGUGAUGAUCAGCACUACUGCUCAGGCCAGCAAACCUGCUGCAAGACUGCUGCUGGAACCUGGGGCUGCUGCCCCUACAGCCAGGGUGUCUGCUGUGAUGAUCUUCAGCACUGCUGUCCCGAUCGCUACACCUGUGAUGGGUCUGGUGGAAAGUGUGUUCAGAGGAAUGGCCCGAGCUGGGAUGUGUUAUUCUCUGCAGUUUAACACCUUGUAAUAAAGCCGUAAGCCAUGCACGCCACAUCCCUCCGAAUUGGCAGCUGACAAAAAAAAAAAAAAAACACUAAACUAUUUGGAUUUCUAGUGUGAAUUCACGAGUGGGGUAUUUUCUUUACUGCUGUGAUUGCAUUGGUUAGCUUUGUUUUUGUGUUUUGUUGAACAAAGCUUUGGUGAUAGUGUAUUUGAAAAGUCACCCCUGUUCCAAUUGCAUUGCAGUUUUUCCACUUAUUUUUAAUUGGGUCAUUUAAUUACAUUUGUCUAUUGCAGUACAGCUGUACCAUUUGAAAUACAGCCCUAUUCACAAAACUGUAACUCUAUUAGUUAUUUAAAAAAUGCUCUGUUUUUAAUUAUGCUUUGUGAAAUACUAGUAUUUUAGUGAACUUGACUUUCAGUGGUACAGCUGUUUCAGAUAUACAAAUACUUUGAAUUGCUGUCGCUAUAAUGGCAUUGUUCUGUGUUUGAUUUCAGGGGCAUCCCUGUCUUCUGUUCAGUACCUAAAGAUAACUGGAAUGUUUCCUGUUGAUGCUGAAGUUUAAGUGUUUAAUCCUAAUAAAUUGCAUUUUUUAUAUUAAACAAAAAUGAUAAAGGAGCUGACCAACCUGAUUUAAUUGAAAUAAAGAAUAUUUUGUCAAUCUUAA
Molecule: messenger RNA, 3662 nt
Organism: Acipenser ruthenus (sterlet)
Lineage: Eukaryota; Metazoa; Chordata; Actinopteri; Acipenseriformes; Acipenseridae
Product: progranulin-like
Exons: 19
Coding region: 10-3012 (1000 amino acids)
Cellular component (GO): extracellular region
Source: RefSeq, a predicted model, not a curated record